AUGUCAGUAAACUCAACCAAGGUUUUUGAAGAUAAUUCUUUUUUGCCAGUUGUUUAUGAAGCCAACUUUACCGUUGCCUUAGAAAUUUUUGAAGAGUUUGAAGCUUGGCUACAGGAAUACCUUAGCACCACUUUAAAUACCAAACCUGGUUUUCGUGACGCUGAAGUGUUUCAACGUGACCCACGAAAUGACGGUGGAGACCCUGAAGUUAAGAAUCCCGAUCGAGUUCAUAAAUAUAUUACAGUGCUUUUUGAAAUAGACAAUAAAGAGAGUAUUGAUCGUUAUUUAAACGAAGAGUCUACUAAAAUCAAAGAAGCGUUGGAAGCCAAAUUUAGCGCAAAGGGUUCGUUGGUGAUUACUUCACAUCGUAUUUUAUACCCUGUUUCGCUGUGGGCUAAAAGAAAAAGCCUAGAAAAAUCGGUUUGA
Molecule: messenger RNA, 426 nt
Organism: Racocetra persica
Lineage: Eukaryota; Fungi; Glomeromycota; Glomeromycetes; Diversisporales; Gigasporaceae
Source: the annotation of a GenBank genome assembly